UCCACACUGCUGUGGCUGCCCAGCGAAGCAGUGUGGACUUGGUCUUAUCCUCAAUUCCAAAACUUUCGUAUUAAAUAGAAGUCGUUACUUGGAUCACGUCUCGGUUUAGUUAAUUUUACAGCAUCACACAAAAACAUAUAUUUUUUUCUUUUCGUUUCGACCCCGUCUGACGAGAGGAUUGUUAGCUUGAACAACACGCGCAGCCAGAUCAGAACGUCCUGUACGGCGUGCUUUUCACGUGUCGCUACCGAGCUAGCUUCAACUAGCGCAAGGAUUUGUCUAGUUAGGUCGCCAGCCGAUUUAAAUUUCCUAGGAGAAGAACUAAGUAGUCUGUUAUAUUAAAUCCGUUAAUAAUAUUCAGUCUAGCCAGCAAAGAUGACAGUUGAAAUGGCAUCUCUGGUGUUAGAAGACGGGACGACCUUUAAAGGCCGGGUUUUUGGGGCUGUUGCAUCCGUCUCCGGUGAAGUCGUGUUCCAAACUGGCAUGGUGGGCUAUCCAGAGGCCUUGACAGACCCUUCCUACAAGUCCCAGAUCCUCACCCUAACCUACCCGCUGGUGGGGAACUAUGGGAUACCCAAGGAUGAGGAAGGAGAGUUUGGCCUCAGCAAGUGGUUUGAGUCUUCUAGAAUCCAUGCCGCUGCCCUCAUUGUGGGGGAGGUCUCCCAGAACCCCAGCCACUGGAGCUCAAACAAGUCCCUGGACCAGUGGCUCAAAGAGCAGGGCAUUCCUGGACUAGAGGGGAUAGACACCCGCUGCUUGACUAAAAAGAUCCGUGAGAAGGGAACCAUGCUGGGCAAGCUGGUGGUGGAGGGGACGCCCGCGGAGAGCGUUCUGUUCGACAACCCCGACGAGAGGAACCUGGUCAGAGAGGUUUCCAUGAAGGAGCCCCGGGUGUUCAACCCCAGCGGGACGGUCAGGAUCGCGGCUGUGGACUGCGGCAUCAAAUACAACCAGAUCCGCUGCCUGUGCCAGAGAGGGGCCCGCGUCACCGUGGUGCCCUGGGACCACCCGCUGGACAGCACCGACUUUGACGGGCUGUUCAUCAGCAACGGGCCCGGGGAUCCGCAGUUCUGCAAGGAGACCAUCGAGAACCUCCGGAGGGUGGUGUGCGUGGACGACCCCAAGCCCGUCUUCGGCAUCUGCCUGGGCCACCAGCUGCUCUCCCUCGUCAUCGGAGCGAAGACCUUCAAAAUGAAGUACGGGAACCGCGGGCACAACCAGCCGUGCGUCCACAAGGGCACGGACCGCUGCUUCAUCACCUCACAGAACCACGGCUUCGCGGUGGACCCGCGCACGCUCCCCGCCGGCUGGGACGUGCUCUUCACCAACGCCAACGACCAGACCAGCGAGGGCAUCGUGCACGACACCAAGCCCCUCUUCAGUGUCCAGUUUCAUCCAGAGCACAUGGCAGGGCCCACAGACCUGGUCAGUCUUUUCGAUGUAUUUCUGGACACUGUUCGAGACUUCAAGGAGGGAAAGAGGGGCAAACCAGUGAAAGAAAGACUGACGGAACAUCUGGCCUACCCUGGAGCACCCAAACCAGACGAGCUCAUUCGUCCCCGGAAGGUUCUGAUCCUGGGGUCGGGUGGCCUGUCCAUUGGGCAGGCUGGGGAGUUUGACUACUCCGGGUCCCAGGCUAUAAAAGCCCUGAAGGAGGAGAAUGUCCAGACGGUCCUCAUAAACCCAAACAUCGCCACGGUGCAGACCUCCAAGGGCCUGGCGGACAAGGUCUACUUCCUUCCUCUCACCUCGGAGUACGUCACACAGGUGAUUAAAAAUGAGCGCCCGGAUGGGGUCCUCCUCACCUUCGGGGGGCAGACCGCCCUGAACUGCGGGGUGGAGCUGACCAAGCGCGGGGUGCUGGAGAAGUACAAGGUGCGCGUGCUGGGCACGCCGGUGGCCUCCAUAGAGAUGACGGAGGACAGGAAGAUCUUCGUGGAGAAGAUGGAGGAGAUCAACGAGCACGUCGCGCCCAGCGAGGCCGCCCUGUCCGUGGAGCAGGCGGUGGCGGCAGCGGAGAGGCUGGGGUACCCCGUGCUGGUGCGCUCGGCCUUCGCUCUGGGAGGCCUGGGCUCGGGGUUCGCCAACGGCAAGGAGGAGCUGGUCGCCCUGGUAACGCAGGCCUUCGCCCACACGUCCCAGGUCCUCGUCGACAAGUCCCUCAAGGGCUGGAAGGAGAUCGAGUACGAGGUGGUCAGGGACGCCUAUGACAACUGCGUGACGGUGUGUAACAUGGAGAACAUAGACCCCCUGGGGAUACACACCGGCGAGUCCAUCGUGGUGGCGCCCAGCCAGACGCUCAACGACUACGAGUACAACAUGCUGAGGAACACCGCCAUCAAGGUGAUACGGCACCUGGGCAUCGUGGGCGAGUGCAACAUCCAGUACGCCCUCAACCCGGAGUCCGAGCAGUAUUACAUCAUCGAGGUGAACGCGCGCCUGUCCCGGAGCUCAGCGCUGGCCAGCAAGGCCACGGGCUACCCUCUGGCGUACGUGGCAGCCAAGCUGGGCCUGGGCAUCCCCCUGCCCGUCCUCAAAAACUCCGUCACAAACUCCACAACGGCCAAUUUCGAGCCCAGUCUGGACUACUGUGUGGUGAAGGUCCCGCGCUGGGACCUCAGCAAGUUUCUCCGGGUCAGCACCAAGAUCGGCAGCUCCAUGAAGAGUGUGGGGGAGGUGAUGGCCAUCGGCCGCAGCUUCGAGGAGGCCUUCCAGAAAGCUCUGAGGAUGGUGGACGAGAACUGCGUGGGCUUCGACCACACCAUUAAACCCGUGUCCGACCAGGAGCUGCAGACGCCGACGGACAAGCGCAUCUUCGUGCUGGCGUCCGCCCUGCGCGCGGGCUACUCGGUGGACCGCCUGUACGAGCUGACCAAGAUCGACCGCUGGUUCCUGCACAAGAUGAAGAACAUCGCCGACCACGAGCACCUGCUGGAGGCGUACGGGCAGGGCGAGGGCGCCAUGCCGGCCGAGGUGCUGCGCACGGCCAAGCAGCUGGGCUUCAGCGACAAGCAGAUCGCCCAGGCCGUGCAGAGCACGGAGCUGGCCGUGAGGAAGCUGCGUCAGGACUGGAAGAUCCUGCCAGUGGUGAAGCAGAUCGACACGGUGGCUGCUGAGUGGCCGGCCCACACCAACUACCUGUACCUGACGUACAACGGCACGGAGAACGACGUGGCCUUCGGCGAGCCCCACGUCAUGGUCAUCGGCUCGGGCGUCUACCGCAUCGGCAGCAGCGUGGAGUUCGACUGGUGCGCCGUCGGCUGCAUCAUGGAGCUCCGCAAGAUGGGCUACAAAACCAUCAUGGUGAACUACAACCCAGAGACCGUCAGCACGGAUUACGACAUGUGCGACCGCCUCUACUUCGAUGAGAUCUCCUUCGAGGUGGUGAUGGACAUCUACGAGAUGGAGAACCCAGAGGGCGUGAUCCUGUCCAUGGGCGGCCAGCUGCCCAACAACAUCGCCAUGUCCCUGCACAGGCAGCAGUGCAGGAUCCUGGGAACGCUGCCCGAGUUCAUCGACUCGGCCGAGAACAGGUUCAAGUUCUCCCGGAUGCUGGACACCAUCGGCAUCAGCCAGCCCCUGUGGAAGGAGCUCGCAGACACCGAGUCCGCCAAGCUGUUCUGCGACACGGUGGGCUACCCCUGCCUGGUGCGGCCCUCGUACGUGCUGAGCGGGGCGGCCAUGAACGUGGCGUACACGGACAGCGACCUGGAGAUGUUCCUGAGCAGCGCCGUGGCCGUGUCCAAGGAGCACCCCGUCGUCAUCUCCAAGUUCAUCCAGGAGGCCAAGGAGAUCGACGUGGACGCGGUGGCGUGCGACGGGGUGGUCAUCGCCAUGGCGAUCUCGGAGCACGUGGAGAACGCGGGGGUGCACUCCGGGGACGCCACCCUGGUCACGCCGGCCCAGGACAUCAACCAGAAGACCAUGGAGCGCAUCAAGGUGAUCGUGCACGCCAUCGGACAGGAGCUCCAGGUCACCGGGCCCUUCAACCUGCAGCUCAUCGCCAAGGACGACCAGCUGAAAGUGAUCGAGUGCAACGUUCGAGUGUCUCGGUCCUUCCCCUUCGUCUCCAAGACGCUGGGGGUCGAUCUCGUCGCCCUGGCGACCCAAGUCAUCAUGGGAGAGGAGGUGGAGCCCGUAGGGGUCAUGAGAGGGACGGGGAUCGUGGGAGUCAAGGUGCCUCAGUUCUCCUUCUCGCGGCUGGCCGGCGCGGACGUGGUGCUCGGCGUGGAGAUGACCAGCACCGGCGAGGUGGCCUGCUUCGGCGAGAACCGGUACGAGGCCUACCUGAAGGCCAUGCUCAGCACGGGCUUCAAGAUCCCCAAGAAGAACAUCCUUCUGUCCAUCGGCAGUUACAAGAAUAAGAGUGAGCUGUUGCCCACGGUGCAGGCCCUGGAGAGCCUGGGCUACAACCUGUACGCCAGCUUGGGCACGGCCGACUACUACACUGAGCACGGGGUCAAGGUGAUGGCCGUGGACUGGCCCUUCGAGGAGGAGAGCGACUGCCCCAACAAGGAGAAGCAGAGGAACAUCAUGGACUACCUGGAGGAGAACCACUUCGACAUGGUCAUCAACCUGUCCAUGAGGAACUCGGGCGGGCGCCGCCUCUCCUCCUUCGUAACCAAGGGAUACCGCACGCGCCGCAUGGCCAUCGACUACUCCGUGCCGCUCAUCAUUGACAUCAAGUGCACCAAGCUCUUUGUGCAGGCGCUGCGGCAGAUCGGAGACGCGCCGCCGGUGAAGACUCACGUGGACUGCAUGACCUCGCAGAAGAUCGUCCGCCUGCCAGGGCUCAUUGACGUGCACGUGCACCUGCGCGAGCCUGGCGCCGCCCACAAGGAGGACUUCGCCUCGGGCACGGCCGCCGCCCUGGCGGGCGGGGUCACCAUGGUGUGCGCCAUGCCCAACACCGCCCCCGCCGUCGCCGACCCCAGCUCGCUCGCCACGGCCCAAAAGCUGGCCAAGGCAGGGUGCCGCUGCGACUACGCCCUCUUCGUGGGAGCCGCCUCGGACAACGCCGCCAUCUUGCCUCCGAUCGCCAGCUCGGCGGUCGGCCUGAAGAUGUACCUGAACGACACGUACACCACGCUGAAGAUGGACAACAUCACCGUGUGGAUGGAGCACUUUGAGAAGUGGCCCAAGCACCUGCCGAUCGCGGCGCACGCCGAGCGGCAGACGGUGGCGGCCAUCUUGAUGGUGGCGCAGCUCUACCAGAGGCCUGUGCACAUCUGCCACGUUGCCAGGAAGGAAGAGAUCCUGAUCAUUCGCGCUGCCAAGCAGAGGGGCGUCCAGGUGACCUGUGAGGUGGCCCCGCACCACCUGUUCCUGUGCGAGGAGAACGUGCCCGCCAUCGGGACGGGCAGGGCCCGGGUCUGCCCCGCGCUGGGCACCCGCGAGGACAUGGAGGCGCUCUGGGAGAACCUGGACAUCAUCGACUGCUUCGCCACCGACCACGCGCCUCACGCGGUUGAGGAGAAGGACUCGGAGAAGCCGCCGCCCGGCUACCCCGGGCUGGAGACCAUGCUGCCGCUGCUACUCACCGCCGUCAGCGAGGGCAGGCUCACCGUGGACGACAUUGUGCAGCGGCUCUACGACAACCCGCGCAAGAUCUUCUCCCUGCCCGCCCAGGAGGACACCUUCAUCGAGGUGGACCUGGAGCAGGAGUGGACCAUCCCCAAACACAUGCAGUUCACCAAGUCCAAGUGGACGCCCUUUGAGGGCAUGAAGGUGAAGGGCAAAGUCCGCAGGGUGGUCCUCAGAGGGGAGGUGGCCUACAUUGACGGACAGGUUCUGGUACCACCCGGCUACGGCGAAGACGUCAAGACCUGGCCCGCCGCCGCGCCAGCCAAGGUGCCCCCUGAACUAAUCAAAGAGGCUGUCCAGACCCCAGAGCGCCACCGUCAGGCCGCUGUGGGCGAGACGCUGCGGGCCCGGACCUCCAGCCCCCGCCGGUCGGCCGGGGACAGCCGCUUCAUCCUCCCGCCCCGCAUUCACCGGGCGUCCGACCCCGGCCUGCCCCCAGCUGAAGACUCGAGAGAGGUAUCGAUAAGAGGAUCAUUCGAUUCAGCACGAUUGCGUGAAUUUAACUCUUUGAUUUUUUUGACGUGCGUCUCUCCAGACAUGGACACCUUCAGUCACCCUCCUCCGCUGGCCCGGAUCCUGUCCCCCCAGACGGGGGCGACCCAGAGCCUGUCCCACCUGCAGACCUCCCCCCUGCUGCACCCCCUGGUGGGCCAGCACGUGCUCUCGGUCCGCCAGUUCAGCAAGGAUCAGCUGUCGCACUUGUUCAACGUGGCCCACCACCUGCGCAUGAUGGUGCAGAAAGAGAGGAGCUUGGACAUUCUGAAGGGCAAAGUGAUGGCGUCCAUGUUCUACGAGGUGAGCACGCGCACCAGCAGCUCGUUCGCGGCGGCCAUGCAGCGCCUGGGCGGGUCCGUGGUGCACUUCUGCGAGGCCACCUCCUCCAGCCAGAAGGGGGAGUCCGUGGCCGACUCGGUCCAGACCAUGAGCGGCUACGCCGACGUGCUGGUGCUGCGCCACCCGCUCCCGGGGGCCGUGGAGACGGCGUCUAAGCACUGCCGGAAGCCAGUGAUCAACGCGGGGGACGGGGUGGGGGAGCACCCCACUCAGGCCCUGCUGGACAUCUUCACCAUCCGGGAGGAGCUGGGAACGGUCAACGGCAUGACGAUCACGAUGGUGGGGGACCUGAAGCACGGGCGCACCGUGCACUCCCUGGCCCGCCUGCUCACCCAGUACAGGAUCAGCCUGCGCUACGUGGCCCCCAGGAACCUGCACAUGCCGCCCGAGAUCAUCGACUUCGUGGCCUCCAAGGGCAUCAAGCAGGAGGAGUUCGGCAGCAUUGAGGAGGCCCUUCCAGACACCGACGUCCUGUACAUGACCAGGAUCCAGAAGGAGAGGUUUGCCUCCGAGGAGGAGUACGAUGCGUGCUUCGGCCAGUUCAUUUUGACCCCCCACAUCAUGACGGGGGCCAAGCGCAAAAUGGUGGUCAUGCACCCUCUCCCGAGGGUCAACGAGAUCAGCGCGGAGGUGGACACGGAUCCGCGCGCGGCCUACUUCCGACAGGCGGAGAACGGCAUGUACAUCCGCAUGGCGCUCCUGGCCACCGUGCUGGGUCGCUGAGCUGGGUUAGGGGAACGACCGUGCGCACCCCACUCCAGCCGCUCGCUGACCGAAGGGACCAAGAAGGACCGCCGGGCCAGAGACCCCCCCCCCCGCGGUUUCUUGUCGCGGCUCAACCUCUUAAUUUUCUUAGCUUCGGAAAUGAUUACACUGAAGUGACAUAAUUAAAUUAAAUCAGACACCCUCGUUGUCACCCCCCUGGUGAUUUUGUAGCAUAUAUUUACGGUACGUACCCUUGCACUAUUCUGGUGAUGCACUACCUUGCCGGCAAUGAGGGGACUGUCCAUUAACAGUUCAAAUCAAUCCCAUACUCUGAACCAUUUUUUACCCUUUUUGGAGAAGUUGAAACAUGGCUGCUAUCCUGUGUUAUGUUGUUGGUGGAACAAAGUGUUAAAUGGGUGGAGAUUAAAUAAGACUGCGUGUUAUUCUUUCAUAUGACUGUGUAUUCAGUUUUGAUAUGUGUACCCUGAUGGGGUUUGUGUUAAAGGGUCUGUUUCCUUUGAGACUGUGAAGAAGUGCGGCACCCUCUCCUGUGAAUAUGCGUUCCAUUAAAUGGGUCUGUGCCAGGCUCCUGUUGAUUGAAUUAAUGUAAAAUGUGAUGCUUACUCUCCAUGUUAGAGAUGGCCAAAAGGGAAGUAGGCUUGCCCAUAUUUUCUGAUGUGGAUUGAGGCGAAGCACAUAAUCCUAUUUGUUACAUGGUUAUGAGUACAGCGAUCACGGGGUUCUAAAGUUUAAGAAAAAUUGUCAAUCUGAUGAUCUUGGGACAUUUGACAUUUUUUAAUAUUUAAUAAAAGACAUGCUUUC
Molecule: messenger RNA, 7944 nt
Organism: Anguilla anguilla (European eel)
Lineage: Eukaryota; Metazoa; Chordata; Actinopteri; Anguilliformes; Anguillidae
Gene: cad
Product: carbamoyl-phosphate synthetase 2, aspartate transcarbamylase, and dihydroorotase
Exons: 44
Coding region: 376-7140 (2254 amino acids)
Biological process (GO): L-glutamine metabolic process; L-citrulline biosynthetic process; UTP biosynthetic process
Cellular component (GO): cytoplasm; cytosol
Molecular function (GO): carbamoyl-phosphate synthase (glutamine-hydrolyzing) activity; ATP binding; amino acid binding
Source: RefSeq, a predicted model, not a curated record